AUGAACGACGACGUGGAAACGAAGCCCGACUUGCUGCCCAGCAUAAGCGGCAUCAAGGGCAGUAUAAUAGCGGCCUCUAUCAUAUCAACCCAGUUGAUUCAGAUGAUAUCGUACGGAGCGGGUAUCACUUCGGCUUUGUCGAUUGGUAAGUCCCUGGGAGCGUCGCCUGUGGAAUCAGCGUGGAUCGCAGCAGCGUAUCCCCUGACCCAAGGCACCUUUGUCCUGCUAGGCGGCACUGUCGGAGCUGUUUAUGGGCACAAGAACAUGGUAGUGGGUGGGGGUGCAUGGUGGGUUAUCUUCAACCUGAUAUCUGGCUUUGUCCGAGACUUCAAGGCACACUGCGCAAUGCGAGCACUGGCCGGCAUUGGCGGUUGA
Messenger RNA from Exophiala spinifera, 375 nucleotides. RefSeq lists its product as uncharacterized. The transcript has 3 exons. Gene Ontology annotation, biological process: transmembrane transport. Lineage: Eukaryota; Fungi; Ascomycota; Eurotiomycetes; Chaetothyriales; Herpotrichiellaceae. The record is from RefSeq and is a predicted model, not a curated record. Bases 1 to 375 code for a protein of 124 amino acids. Gene Ontology annotation, cellular component: membrane. Gene Ontology annotation, molecular function: transmembrane transporter activity.